UCAAUUGUCAAAUUGUGGAUGUGGAUGGCGUCAGGCGGGCGUCCGUCUACUUCUCGAGAAUAUUGCAAUUGCAGUGAAGUGAAAGAUAAUAAUACGAGUACAACGUUCGGCUUAACUUUCUAUUCUUGUAAUGUGAAUAAUAAGUCCUGAAAAUGGGAAAAAUCGGGGACUCUAAUACCUGCUCCGUACCGGAGUGUAAAUCUCGUAGUACGAAUGAAAUUACACUAUUUCAUUAUCCUAAAGAAGAGGCGCAGAGGAAAAAAUGGACUGAUGCUAUCAAGAUUGAGAGUAAAAUUACUCAAAACAUGCAAGUUUGCAACCGUCAUUUUGUGAAGAGUGAUUACAUUAUAUCAGAUAAUGCAGGUGCCAAAGUGAAGAGGCUAAAGAAAUCAGCUGUUCCGUCUCAGAACUUGCCGUGGCAGUUCCCGAACAAGAGAGUCAGUCCGACCCUCGCCAAGGCUCGCAUGGAGCGCUUGAAGAACCGACUACAGAAGGUGUCUGAUUCUCCAGGCAGCAAACCUGAAACUUCAGAUGCUAAACCAGAGACUCCAGCUAAAAAACCUGAAAGUGGCAGAAAAUCUGAGUCUAAUAAAAAAUCAGAGUCAGCAUCGAAAUCUACUGACAAUACUGAGGAUACAGAAGAAAUAAAGAGUGAGGUGGUAAGUGAGGAAGAUGAUGUAACUACUGGAAAAACAUCUGUCGGUCCUGAUGUGGAGAAAAAUGAAGAAAAUGAAAAAAAUUAUGAUGAUACUGUUGAAGAGGAUGGAGGUGAAGCUUCAGAGGCUAAAAAAGACGAUAAUAUACCUGCCCGUGGCCCGACGAGGCUCAGACAGCGGGAAGGAACGAUAAAAUGCGAGUAUUGCGGUAGAAAGUGUCUCACGCCCCAAGCGUUGCAGACUCAUCAACAAAUUGCGCAUAUUAAGAACGCCAGAAAUAACAUAAUUAAUCCUAAAAAGGACUCUUCAGUUAAUAAUAAGACUAAAUCAUCGCCUAAACCAACAAUUGUGCCGUUAAUUUCUGUGAAAAGUCCCGAAAAUCUGCUGGCCAAACCGCCUGUGAAGGCGAAGGCAGCUGUGUCUCUGAAUUCACGUGAGGUGGAGAAAGUGCUUCAAGACGACAGUGACUACGUCGCCACGGCGAGCGACUCCUCUGACGUGAGUGUGAAGGAAGAGAUUGUGGAAAAAAAGGAACAGCGGAAGGUUGAAUUUGAGUGUCCGAAGUGUAAGAGACGGUUUGCUGUGUAUUUUAUGGCAUACAAGCAUAUACAGAAGCAUCAUGCUGGGACGCCGAACGGAAGUAAAACUACAACUCUUCUCCCGAAACCAAUCCGCAUAGAGAUCUGCACGAUCUGCAGCACGUCAGUGGAGAGCAACUCCCACGUGUGCCCGGGGCCAAUAAAGCUGGCCAUGGGGCUCGUGUGCACCGGCUGCGAGCAGGAAUACAAGACACUCACUAUGUUCGACAUGCACAAGAGCAGCAAGCAUAGCGACGGAGUUGAGAGCAUGUUCUUCUCUACUCUAGACGAAUUUCUGCAAUGGAAGCAGAAAAUGGAAAACCAAACUAAGGUGACGUACGCAAUAUUGGACCAGAACGAUACGAAGAAAAUCUACCGCUGCACUUACCAUACCGGGCUAGGGCCUAGCAGCUACAGCCGGCAGCGGAUGUGUCCGUCGUGUGUCGUCGUCCAAGAGUUCACCAAGGGCUUCCAGGUGCACUACUACCCGAUCCACUACGGGCACGACUACAUGAAGUACAACCUCAGCAGCGCCUUCCAGCAGUACUCCAUCACCUCGCUGAUGAACCUCACCGCCAGGCAGCUGCCGGACGACGAGCCCAUCAAGACCACGGACCUGGACAGCCCGGACCUCUACUUACAGUUCCAGAAGAUCACAGAAACCAUUGUGAACGAAGCGGCCAGAAUUAAUGUCAACGGGCUUAAAAAACUCAUGCGGAAAGCUUUAGAGAUGAUGGAAGUUAUUAACAGCUAUGUUGAAGAUGAUGAUGAUGAUGGCAUCACCAGUUCAAAUUCCAUUUUGAAACUAGAUUCAGAUAAAGAUAACCUGCAAGAUGAUGUUAAGUUGGCGUUGGCGAAUUUUAAGAGAAAAUCAAAAGGAAACUCGGAUCAUGAGACACCGCCUAAAAGGAGCAAAUCAGUGUUCCAAAGCACUGAAAAUUUGAAAACGCCUAAAAACAGGUCUUUUUCAAAUAAAGAAACAGAUGUCAGAAAAGAUACGCUAAAGUUAAACCAAUCGCCAACUUUUAUAGAUACUUUCCAAGAUUUUGUGGGUAAAAGUAUGCCGAAAACUGAUGAUAGACUUAUGAAAAAAACUCUCAGUAGAAAAACGCCGCCAGUUAAGACUAAAGUCGGUCAAUACAAGCCUAAAACUCCUCCUAAAAAAGUAUCAUUUUCUCCUAAGAUAUCUACUUCCAGGGAAAGUAUUAAAGAAUUGGAAUAUGAGGUUAAAGAACAGGAGAAUGACUGUAAUAUAUUGAUUUUGAAGAUUUAGUGAUUUAGAAAAUGGACUGGUAAGAAGUAAGAACAUAUCCUUAAGUGUAAAGGCCAGGGCACGGCAGCGCGGGCGUAGACUUGCACGCAAGCGGUGUGCCGUCUCUCAUAAGAAUCUGUACAUUACAACGUGCACGUCGUGCAUACGUAUCCGGUGUGCGGGCCUUAGUGUUUUGUUGAACAUUUUUUUUAGAACUUCAAGAUUUUAAGUGCAUGGCUAUGAUUUCUCUGAGAAUCAAAAGUAGGAAAAUAGGCUAUUUUAAAAACAAGUCGAAUCAGCAACUUUUCAUCCCGUUUCCAGGACAGUACGAUUUAUCACGUACGCGCCAAUAGAAUUUGAACUUUAGCGUUCCGAUUUAAGGUUCAAAUUAGAUUAGACUUUCGGGAAAUGUGACUUGUCUUCAAAUGAACCAUCAAAGCAUUUCAUUGGUGAAUAAACGGUAGCAAAAAGAAUUUAAGAGGCGUAUUGUAGUAGUAAUAGUAGUUUGUGUUACAAGGGAUCAAGAUGAUAUAUUUCCGUCAAGGGCGUACAUUGAAUCCUGAGCGUAAUGAGGGAUUCAAGUGUUAACGCCCAAGACGAAAUAAUUUUGAUACCGUGUGACACAUACUGCUUUUCACAUCAACUAUGAGGAAAUUGUUAUGUUCCAAAAUAUGUAUGUAUUAUUUGACCAAAAAAAAAAUUGUAUGCAAGAAAGAAAAAAUCGUGUCCUAGAACAGAAAAGUACAACUUUGAUCCCUCCUAGCAGGGAAGAAAAGUGCCACUUUGAUCCCUCCUAGCGGGGAAGAAAAAGCCCUUUUUCGAAUAGGUGAUGUGAAAAGUAAAUUUUGUAGUCACCACAGUACAUUUACUGCCAUCAUUCGACACAGGAUUUAAACUUUUAGAACGCCAUAUGACUUUGUUCCUUGUUCUUUCACUGAUAUGUGUUAAAAUUGUUAAAUAACAAACGGUGUCGCCAUCUGCACGAGUAUAGGCCAAAGGUAUGGCACCAUCUUUUCGAACAUAAAUAUUUCUUGAUUUUCGGAGGCACGUUUUUUUAGACUAUUUCUCUUAUAAGGACUUAUAUAUAUCUUUGAUGGUAGACUGCAACUGUUAUGGUACUAUAGGAUUUUAUUAAAAUAUAGUACGCCGUAAAAGUACCUAUUCCUUCACCAAACAUGGUUAUUUUUUUAAACCCAUCCUAAAAUAUUUAUGAUUUAUAGGGUAAUUAGCCAGUAACUGGCCAGUUUUAGUAACUGGCCGCCCUAAACUGAAAAUGAAUUCUAUUCACCUAUAAACAGAAUUCAUUUUAGUAUACGGCGGCUAGUUAUUGAACGCUGGCCAGUUAUUGAAACCUUAUACUGAAAUGAAUUCUGUUUAUAGGUGAAUAGAAUUCAUUUGGUGGCCAAUUACUAACAGUGGCCAGUUCCUGGCGAAUUACCCUACUCUGGCGAGCCUUUGUCGGUAGAAAAAGGCGCGAAAUUCAAAUUUUGUACGGGAGAUCGAAACGCGCCUACUAUUUUCAAAUUUGCCGCCUUUUUACUGACAAAGCUGGCUUGCCGGAGUAUACGAAAUAUCUAGAAAAUGUAAGUUUUGCAUGUAACUGAGAUGUGUUGUUUUUAUGUAAGCGUGUACAUAUGAAUAAAGUAAGAUUGCCUUUA
Molecule: messenger RNA, 4144 nt
Organism: Cydia splendana
Lineage: Eukaryota; Metazoa; Arthropoda; Insecta; Lepidoptera; Tortricidae
Exons: 7
Coding region: 153-2507 (784 amino acids)
Biological process (GO): regulation of DNA-templated transcription
Molecular function (GO): DNA-binding transcription factor activity, RNA polymerase II-specific; RNA polymerase II cis-regulatory region sequence-specific DNA binding
Source: RefSeq, a predicted model, not a curated record